Messenger RNA from Penicillium brevicompactum, 321 nucleotides. RefSeq names its product thioredoxin family protein. Gene Ontology annotation, molecular function: protein-disulfide reductase activity. The record is from RefSeq and is a predicted model, not a curated record. Lineage: Eukaryota; Fungi; Ascomycota; Eurotiomycetes; Eurotiales; Aspergillaceae. The transcript is spliced from 2 exons. Bases 1 to 321 code for a protein of 106 amino acids.
AUGCCUGUCAUUGAAAUUACCAGCAAACCCGAGUUCUUGGACAAGAUCCUCGGCGCAGAGACUCCCGUCAUCCUUGACUGCUAUGCAGAAUGGUGCGGUCCCUGCAAGGCCAUCGCCCCAAAAAUUGAAGAGUGGAGUAACGUUUACACCGACGUGACAUUCUACAAGGUCGAUGUGGACAAGGUUGCCGACGUCGCCCAGGAGCUCGGAGUGCGGGCCAUGCCAACCUUCAUGCUCUUCAAGGACGGCCAAAAAAUCACUGAGGUCGUCGGUACCAGCUUGCCGGCCAUUGAACAGGGUAUCAAAUCUCUUCUCGAGUGA